GUACAACCCAUCUCUUUAUCUCUCUCUCUCUGUUCAUCAUCACACUUUCUAGAGACUGCUUCUUCUUCUCUUUCCUUGAAUUUGAUGGCACUGUCUCUUCUCUCCUACGAUGUCUCCGACCUCUGUCUCGGCAAGCCUCCUCUCCGUUGUCUCUCCGCAUCUUCCUCCUCCGUAUCCGACGCCAUCGCUGCCCUCAAAUCCUCUGAAGACAAUUUCCUCUCCGUCUGGAACUGCAAUCACAACGAUGACGUUAUCACAGAAUGCAAGUGCUUGGGGAAAAUAUCAAUGGCUGACGUCAUCUGCCACUUGUCUAAAGACCAUGACCACACUCUCUCUGCCUUAAACGCAUCCGUCUCUGUUCUUCUACCCAAAACUCGUUCCAUUGUCCUCCAUGUUCAACCUUCGUGCAGCUUAAUCAAAGCCAUUGAUCUGAUAAUCCAAGGAGCACAGAAUCUGAUUGUCCCAAUACAGACAAAGCCCUUCACUAAGAAAAGGCAGCACAACGACAACGUGUCGGUCACCACCACCACCCACUCGAACGGACGACGAUUCUGCUGGAUCACACAAGAAGACAUCAUUCAGUUUCUCCUCGGAUCCAUCGCCGCAUUCUCUCCUUUGCCGGCGAUGUCACUCUCUGAUCUCGGUAUCAUCAACAGCACACACACAAUCCUCGCGGUCGAUUACCACUCCUCCGCCUCCGCAGUUGUCUCCGCCAUAUCCAACGCUCUCGCCUGCCAAACUUCUGUCGCAGUGGUCGACGGUGAGGGAGAUGAUGACCCUUUUACGUCUUUGAUCGGAGAAAUAUCCCCAAUGACACUAACUUGCUGCGACGAGACAGCAUCUGCGGCGGUGGCGAUGCUCUCUGCAGGAGAACUGAUGGCGUACAUAGACGGAGCAAAUCCGCCGGAGAGUCUUGUCCAGAUCGUUAGGAACCGUUUGGAGGAUAAAGGAUUGAUGGGUUUGCUCUCGGUUUUCGAUUCUCUCUCACCUUAUUCGACGUCGUCGGGUUACUCGUCGGAGGAAGAAGCUCCAGUGAGGACGUCGUCGACGUAUGGGAGGUCGAUGAGUAGCUCAGCAAGAAUGGCGAGGAAGUCGGAGGCCAUAGUGUGUAACCCGAAGAGCUCGUUAAUGGCGGUGAUGAUCCAAGCGGUUGCUCAUCGAGUGAACUACGCGAUCUUACCUCUCAUGGAAAGGAACUUCUUUAUCAGGUCUGAUGCUCAACGAGCACAUGACAAUGGCUUCAUAGUCAAACAAAAACCUAAUCUCAUCACGGCUCCAACGGGAGGUCAAGCUAAUGAAAGUGGCUGUUUUGAUUGCAACAUUUGUCUAGAUACAGCCCAUGAUCCGGUUGUCACUCUCUGCGGGCACCUUUUCUGCUGGCCUUGCAUUUACAAGUGGUUACAUGUUCAGUUAUCUUCUAUCUCCAUUGAUCAGCACCAGAACAACUGCCCUGUUUGUAAAUCCAACAUUACUAUCACCUCUUUGGUUCCUCUCUAUGGAAGAGGCAUGUCUUCGCUUUCUUCCACGUUUGGCUCCAAAAGACAAGACGCACAGUCUACGGACAUACCUCGCAGACCAGGUCCCUCAACCUUAAACAAUCCAAUCACCUUGGCAUCAUCUCUGAACCCAAGCUUGCAACAUCAAACUCUGUCUCCAUCAUUUCCUAAUCAUCAGUAUUCCCCUCGUGGCUUCACCACGACCGAAUCAACCGACCUUGCCAAUGCUGUAAUGAUGAGUUUCCUCUACCCGGUGAUUGGAAUGUUUGGGGACAUGGUCUACACAAGGAUAUUUGGGACCUUCACAAACACUAUAGCUCAGCCGUACCAAAGUCAGAGGAUGAUGCAACGCGAGAAGUCUCUUAAUCGGGCUGUAAAACUCGAAGUCACUGUGGUAUAACCACUACUGCAGACACCAUUGUUCCGAGUUAGGUCUCAAAUUGCAGGCCAAUAUCUUGUUGUGUAUUACAUAGAUAUCGAUAAAUGUGCUUGUAUCUA
Arabidopsis arenosa is the source of this 1994-nucleotide messenger RNA. NCBI's taxonomy places the organism in Eukaryota, Viridiplantae, Streptophyta, Magnoliopsida, Brassicales, Brassicaceae. The record is from the annotation of a GenBank genome assembly.